Messenger RNA from Lycium ferocissimum, 668 nucleotides. RefSeq lists its product as uncharacterized. The record is from RefSeq and is a predicted model, not a curated record. NCBI's taxonomy places the organism in Eukaryota, Viridiplantae, Streptophyta, Magnoliopsida, Solanales, Solanaceae. The coding region runs from base 184 to 492 and encodes 102 amino acids. The transcript is spliced from 3 exons.
UUUUUUUGUAUGAUGACAAACUAUACAAUACAUAAUUAAGCCCCUCAAUUUUUGCAAAAUUUCUCUAUUCCCCCAAUUGUAGCUUGCUAGAUUUCUUAUCUCCAAAAAUCCAAUUUUUUUUUCCAGAUUAUUAGUACUUUACAAACCCCAAUUUAUAUCUUUCUUCACUGUUAAGUUUCUGCAAUGGAUGAUGGCAAAGAGAAGAGUGCACCAUGGCUAUCAGUGCCACAAUUUGGAGACUGGGAUCAAAAGGGUGGUGUGAUGCCAGACUACUCAAUGGAUUUCUCAAAGAUAAGAGAGAAUAGGAAACAGAACAAGAGGGAUUUGUCAAGAGCCAGUCUUGGUAACGAGGAAGAACUUAUUUCCUCAACUAAUAGAAAAUCAAAUACUGGUCAUUCAGCCCACAGUGAUGAUCUCCAUUACCAUCAAAACCACUCCCCAACUACAAGGAGAAGCAUCUUCAGCUACUUCAACUGCUGUGUGAAAGCUUGAAGAAGCUCAUUGGAUUGUUUUUUUGCGUAUUUUUCUAACUUCUCUCUGUAAUGAUAAUGUUCCUUCCUCAAUGUUCUGAUGGAACUCUUCUAAGAAAUAGGACCUAUUCUGGCUUUUGAAGAUCAGCAAUUGCUUGUCAAGUAAUACCAUUUGUGAAUGUUCAUGGUGACUAUAUC